AUGAAUCUGACUAUCGUUGAAACUCUUGAGGGUGUAAUGGAUAAAUUACAUUACCAUGUACUAGGCGGGUUGGAUACUCUUUUUGGGUUUGGCAAUUUAUAUCCUAUAUUUGAGUUAAACUUAACCCAAGAAUAUAAUUUGAACAAUUUGUUCUUCAUUAGAUAA
Messenger RNA from Debaryomyces hansenii CBS767, 165 nucleotides. RefSeq names its product DEHA2G06424p. Lineage: Eukaryota; Fungi; Ascomycota; Pichiomycetes; Serinales; Debaryomycetaceae. The transcript has a single exon. Bases 1 to 165 code for a protein of 54 amino acids. The record is from RefSeq and is a predicted model, not a curated record.